UUUAUCUUCGGAAAGUAACUUACAGAUAGUUUGACAUUUUUAAAAAGACUUUAGGAGCAUAUCAACAGUGACUUGAGAGAACUUUGUUGAAAAAAGUAUGAGAAACCAUAGUAUUUUAUUUAAGGGCUGGGAAUAGAUGGAAGAGAAAGAUGAAAGCAAAGAGGCAUACCAAUAGUUAUAAUAAAAGUAUGGAAGCAAAAAAGGAAAGCUUAGGAGGUAUACAACAUGGGGUUGUGUUUCAGUGACAAGUUGAGGAUGAAGAGAGGAGCUCCACCUCUGGAUGUGGUGUGGUGGCAGCGUUUGUAGAGUAUACCUUUUCUGCAUCUGCAUACCCUGUGAUCUUAACUUUUGAAGAUCAUUUGACACCAUAUCUUCAAGCCAAAGCAAAACCCAGGUGCUUUCUUGAUCUUACUGAAACAUCAUUGCUGUGUUAGGCCCCAAAUUAUUGAAAUCCUUCUCAAACCGUUUAUAGCUCCCAAAAUCUAAGGGCCGGCCCUACCUUCACCCAAAAGAUCUCAAGUAGUAGUAUCCACUAAACUUCCCAAAGGGAACCUGAAAUAGGAAAAGGAUUCCGAGUCAGAUGUAUCAGGAAUGACAUCAUUAGAUGUUUGAACCGCGCGACAGACGAUGAGAAGACUCUGAGGAAGAACCAAGCUAAAAAUGAAGAGAAUGGAUUUUUGAUCAAGAAUCCAGCAACUACAGUCGCCUGAUAUUUGAUUCCUUCUGGAAAACCUGAAAAUGGAUUGAAGAAAGCACUUAGGGUCGAUGAUGGCGGAGAUUAAACGGCUGAGUUUGAUGGAGCACACAAGUUCAAGAAAGCCAUUGACAUGUAUGGAACCGUAAGUCAUACAUGCACAUUCAAAAGAGACUAUUGCUUUUGAGCUAGUUCUAUUGUUAUAUUCCUCUAAGCUGCCUAAAAUCAUAUUCAAGAUUCACACAGAAUAAUCAUAAUAUCCAAAAGCCACUCGAGUAACCUCCUGCAACUACAAGCCACUCAGCAAUUGGAUGCACGGAGAGUGAAAGUAUACAUGGGAAGGAUGGUUUCUCGGGAUAGACAUGUUUGCCUCUCGGGAUAGACAUGUUUGCCUGUGGCAGAGGUGAGACAGGGUAUACGUUCUGUUCCUUUGUAUGAUCGCAAAGACGAUAGACUCGUUGCGGUUACACUUCUCAUGCGGUUUCAGUUUUCUUAAAAAAAAAGAGUUUCAUUUUUUUAUUGUCAUCCUUGAACAGAGUUGGAGCAGAGAAGCUUUCACUGUUGAUAAAAAAUCAAUUCUCAGUAAUAACUUGUGGAUGAAGCAACACGAUAUCGGUACAUAUAAGAAGACAAAACAGAUUAAAUAGCUAUAGAUGGAUAAUGCUUUCUUAAAUAGCAUGCAGUUGAUAUAUGAGCUUUUAUUAGUAAUGUCGAAUUUUGCAUAUUUUGACUGCUUAAUAAAGACUUCUGCGAUGUUUCCAUGUUAUUCUAACAGAGAAAUGAAAAUGUAAAUGUCAACGCAAACAAACAUUCAUAGGUUUGAUGUGGGUAACUUUAACUAAUCUAUAAUAGAAAUAGAUUUUACUAAAACUCGAUGCAUGCAUGCAUUGAUGAUUAGUAAUAUGUUGUCAUGAUAAUGAAGUUGGAAAAAUGUGAUAUGCAAGAGAUGAAACCUACAGUUGUUCUGCUAAUUAAACUUUAAUCAGUAUACUAAUCUUUAGAAUCCAUCAAAAGAGCUUAAUAUUAGAGGCUGAUGAAACCUUCUAUUAAAAGAAAUGGUCAAACUUGGUUUAAUAAUAAAAAAAGUUGGUUUGAUUUGGUCUUCUUCUGACAACCGAGUUAUAAUUUUAAAGUCGAAAUAAUCUGACUUUAUACUAAAUACGAUAAUCUUAUUGGUGGGAUUUAGUUUACUUAAUUGAAUUAAAUCUCUUAACAAACAAAUAUGCUCACACUGUAAAACACAACCCUGUUUGAUGCUGUGAGAGAAUCAAACACUUCAGCCAAAUCAAAAUUCGAUCACACGGCGAUGGAGAAUCGUACCGGUUUAACCUACAUGAACCGGAAAUUAAGCGGUUUAACCGUAACCGACGAUUCCUCUUCCGCCUUCAGCGACUGUAACAGCGACAGAUCCGGCGAGUUUCCACCCUCUUCCUCCGAGAACCGCCGUCUCUUCCUCUCCCGCGCAGCUGAGAAUCCCGACGAUUUGAUCCGUUACCUCGUAUCGCAUCUCGACUCUUCCUCCUCCUCCGUCGACGAGCAGAAGCAAGCCGCCAUGGAGAUCAGGCUCUUAACCAAAGACAAACCGGAGAACCGGAUCAAACUCGCCAGAGCCGGCGCGAUCAAACCGUUGAUCUCUCUCGUCUCUUCCUCCGAUCCUCAGCUUCAGGAGCACGGCGUCACCGCCGUGCUGAACCUCUCCCUCUGCGACGAGAACAAGGAGCUGAUCGCUUCCUCCGGCGCGAUCAAACCGCUCGUCAGGGUUUUGAAAUCGGGAACACCGACGGCGAAAGAGAACGCCGCGUGCGCUCUCCUCCGCCUCUCGCAGAUCGAAGACAACAAGAUCGCGAUCGGGAGAUCCGGAGCGAUCCCUCACUUGGUGAGCCUUCUUGAAACCGGAGGAUUCAGAGGGAAGAAGGACGCGGCGACGGCUCUUUACUCGCUCUGCUCGGCGAAGGAGAACAGGACCAGGGCCGUGGAAUCGGGCGUUAUGAAGCCGCUCGUGGAGCUGAUGGCGGAUUUCGAUUCGAACAUGGUGGAUAAAGCGGCGUACGUGAUGAAUCUGCUGAUGUCGGCGGCGGAGGCGAAGCCGGCGGUGGUGGAGGAAGGAGGAGUUCCGGUGCUUGUGGAGAUAGUGGAGGUGGGAACGCAGAGGCAGAAGGAGAUGGGCGUGUCGAUAUUGCUGCAGCUUUGUGAGGAGAGUGUGGUGUAUCGAACCAUGGUGGCUCGUGAAGGAGCGAUUGCUCCUGUGGUGGCUUUGUCGCAGAGUAGUAAGAGUCGAGCUAAGCUAAAGGCGGAGGCGUUGAUUGAGCUUCUAAGACAACCAAGACAACAACAACAACAACAACAGUUAGAUUCUAACAGAAGCUAGUGUGUGUGUGUGACUGAAGAUCUUUGGUAUUGUAAAAUAUCUUUCGAAUGGCAUUCCACAAUUUUGUAAAUAGUGUGAGCGGUGUGUAUAUAUACAGAUGCUUGAUUUAAGCUUUAAUUAAUGGGCCUAUAUAGACCCAUCUCACGUGCUUUAUCAAUUAAUGGACUGGCUUAGUUUGUAUUUUGAUUAUGAUCACUCAAUGUUCUAACCUAAUUGGGUUUGGAGAUCAACUCUGUUCAGCUUUGCUAACUCAACUUUAGUACAAAUAAAUCUACUUGACUGAUUUAUUAAGUUGAAAGUUGAAAGUUGAAACUGUUAAACGUGUAAUAACUUUUGACAUGUCAUUAUAAGUUGCAAGUCUUUUGGAUGUAGUACUAGGAGAAUUGAGAUUCAAUACUUCUUUUUUGAAGAUUCAAUACUUUAACUGGCAAUAUGCAUAAUCACGUAAAAAAAUUUAAACAGUGAGACUUUUACUUUGUGCACUCAUAGUCAUCUUUUAAAAUUUCUUAUUUAAAGAGAGAUUUUUUAUUAUUUCCUUUUAAUAACUUUAAAGCUUUAUAAUUUAGGUAUGAUAGCAAUAACUUUAAAGCUUUAUAGUUUAGGUAUAAUGAGAAAAUAUACAUGGAUCCAUAUCUAACUAUUCUGACUACAAUGGGCCUAAACGAAAAAGUAUUAUUGAGAAGAUAAAAAUAAAGGCAUAAACGUAAUAUGUAGCUAGCUAUAUACACGUGACGUGUGAUUGAAAGCAUUGAAGGAAGAAAUGAUGCCACCGUCGCACCGCUUCAUGCGCCGCUAGAGAUAAUCAAGCCAUGAAAUCCGGGAACAACCGCCGCAAAAAUGUCUUAUUAUGUUAAUCAUUCCUGUUUUAUUUUAAGUCUUCCAUCUUUCUAUAUAUGGUGACGACUGACGAGCAUAACACCAGCAUCUCAACCAUUGGCUCUACACUCUUACCGUAAUUUAAAAAAACUUUUGGUCAACGGUCUGUUUUAUGUAAACGGCUCUGUUUUGCUUUAAAUACUAACUUCAUUUCGGACAGCCGACACAUAAUCAUCUCUUAUUAAGUUUUGUAAUACUAUAAUUUAAUAGUAUAUAAUUAUAUAUUAUGACUA
Molecule: messenger RNA, 4171 nt
Organism: Brassica rapa (field mustard)
Lineage: Eukaryota; Viridiplantae; Streptophyta; Magnoliopsida; Brassicales; Brassicaceae
Product: U-box domain-containing protein 4-like
Molecular function (GO): protein binding
Source: RefSeq, a predicted model, not a curated record